Paramecium octaurelia is the source of this 650-nucleotide messenger RNA. The record is from the annotation of a GenBank genome assembly. Lineage: Eukaryota; Ciliophora; Oligohymenophorea; Peniculida; Parameciidae.
AUGAACAAUUAUCUUUAUGGAUAGAACUGUAAUAAUAUUAAUUAAUACUUUUAGAAUAGGUUAUAAUUUAACAAUUGUUCUAUAAGAUAGAGUAGUUAAUGGCAGAAAUAUAAAAAUUAACUAACUUUUCCAAUCAAUUAAUAUUGAAUCUGUAAACUUAAGAAAAUUAAUACAAUUCCCUUAAAAUGUAGUUUAACGAUGUCUGGGGUUAAUUAAAUGAGCAAUAGAAGAUCUGGUUUAAUCUAAAGAACAAUACCUAGCAUUACACUUUGUCAAAUGAAGCAUUUGUGAUGUCAAAUUUAAUAACAGACAUAAAAAGUAGGGUAUCAGAAAUAUAGGAAAUUAAUUUGUAUUAAAAUGACUAUCCAAAACAGAAAAAAUGUCAAUUGUGCUCAGAGAAAGAUUACACAAUAGGUAAUCUGAAGGCUUAAUUAUAAAAAUAGGCAGAGAUUUUAUUGAAAUUACAAUGUAUAAAUAUAAACCAAAUCUUAGUUGAUAGCCAACCUACAAAACCAUAAACUUAAAAUUGUUUUACUAAUUAUUCUAAUCAAAGAACCCAUACAGAAGGUUUAACAAGAUAAAGAUUUACCUCUCAAAAACUAUUCCAAAGUAAUUUAACUACAACAACAGCACCAGGCUCAAAAUAUUGA